Lutzomyia longipalpis is the source of this 2380-nucleotide messenger RNA. Its product is annotated as solute carrier family 2, facilitated glucose transporter member 8-like. Bases 142 to 1590 code for a protein of 482 amino acids. The record is from RefSeq and is a predicted model, not a curated record. Gene Ontology annotation, biological process: transmembrane transport. Gene Ontology annotation, cellular component: membrane. Gene Ontology annotation, molecular function: transmembrane transporter activity. The transcript has 3 exons. NCBI's taxonomy places the organism in Eukaryota, Metazoa, Arthropoda, Insecta, Diptera, Psychodidae.
AAGAUUUGACAAGCAUUUUAACGAUUAUCUCAAGAUGAUUUCAAUUAAUUAUGUACGUAGUUCUAUGACGUAGGUACUAAAGUAUAUCAGAAUACUUCUCUGAUAUUAUCAAUUGUAUUCAGUGUUUCAUUAAUAGUCAAGAUGAAAAGUUUAAUUUGUAGAGGAAGAUUAAUUCAGUACUUUGUUGCGUUUUAUGCAAAUUUUGGAAUUCUAAGCUAUAGUCUAGCUGUGGGAUGGAUCUCUAAUAAUGUAUCUAUACUCACUUCUGAGGAAACCCCUCUAAUAUCUGGACCGCUUUCCAUCAGACAAAUUUCCCUUCUUGGAUCAAUUAUCUACUUGACUGCCAUUCCUGGAUCUCUUUUAUUCGGGUGGCUUGCGGAUCGUAUUGGAAGGAAGUGGAGUUUAUAUAUUGGAAUGCUUAUAUAUUUUGUGUCAUUUCUCUUAAUUCCUCUAUCAAGCAGCUAUACCACAUUGGUUAUUGCUAGGGCUCUAACUGGCAUUGCAUGUGGAUGUACUUUCGUUGUGUCUCCGGUUUUCGUUUCUGAAAUAGCUGAGAAAGAGUAUGCAAUAGUGACAUUAACGCUCAUUCAAUUUUUGGAUAGAAAAAUAGUUUUUUUUUUCCUUCCCAUGUACAGGAUUCGUGGUUAUUUGGGAUUUAUCUUCAACAUCAUUAUUACUACUGGAAUUUCUAUUUCGUGGAUUAUUUGCAAAAAUGUUACAUUCAAUGCAGCUCCUUUUGUUUUUAUGGCCCUUAUAAGUACCAUUUUUGUGGUCUUUCUUUUUGUCCAUGAAUCUCCUCAAUUUCUUUUACUUCGUGGAAAGGAGGAAGAAGCUAGAGACUCAUUAAAGUUUUUUCGAGGUGUCAAAAAACAUCAAGAAUUACCUGUGCAGGUUCAGGAAGAAUUUGAGGAGCUGAAAAAUUCACCAACACUCAGGAUUCAAGAAGAAAAAAUUUCUUUGGAAGAUUUGAAAAUUCCAGCUAUCCGGAAGGCAAUGAUGAUUUGCUGUGUAGUAUACGCUGGAAAGUAUACGAGUGGCAUUCAAGUUAUUGUGGUGUAUUUGGGAUCACUCUUCGUACAAAUGAACACUAGAAUGGAUUCAAUCACUGCAGCAUUAAUUUCCGUUUGUUUUGCGCUUCCAGGAUCUUUCUUGGCUUUUACCGUGGUUGAGUCCUGGGGUAGAAAGGCCGUUUUAGUGUGUUCAUCCAUAUUAACAGCUGUUUCCUUUGUACCAGUAAUUUUAAUACUCAGAUUCAAUCAUUUGUGGAAACUUCCAGAUUACCUCAGUAUUCUUUCUGUUGGAUUGAUCUUAUUAAUAUCAAGUUUCGGCCUAAUUGCUCUUCCUAUGCAAAUCUCAGCAGAGAUACUACCACCAAAAUUGAGAAGCAAAGUUUGUGCAUUUAUGAUGAUAAUGGUCUGGAUUGGGAUGUUUAUUAUGGCAAAUUACUUCCUACCAUGGUCAGAGAGUUUGGGAAUGGAUGUUUUGAUUUGUUUCUUCUUUCUAUGGUGUCUGUUUGAGGGAGUUUUUGUAUGGAAACUUAUGCCAGAAACAAAAGGAAAAACUUACGAUGAAAUUGCACAAGCAUUUUGAUUGAAAAUUUAUUUCAAAUACAAUUUAUAAAUUUUAUUUUAUCGAUUUUAAAAGAGAGUUACCUAGUUCAUAAGAAAAUAAUGUACAGCUUGUUAGAAAAUAAUAUUAUUUUUUAAUUAUUUCUGCACUUUUUUGUACGGGUGUUGGAUUCCUUCCGGAUCCAUAUAGCCAUUUUUAAUUAUUUAAUAUUUUUUACUGGACUAUUUGCUUCUGUAAAUCAAACCUUUCAGAAAAAAUCAUUCGUUGUGCCCGAAGAUUAUGAACCAUAUUCCUAUCUUUAGGAGUAUGGUUCAUAAUCUUCGGGAGCGUCGUAUUGAUCUUUAUUUGUGACAUUUCGCCCCGUUGGACGUCAAAUAAGGGCGUACUUCAUUUCCUAUCUCAUCACAUCCUCUACCUAUCUUCUCUAUCUUAUACUCUGUGGCCUAUUUGAUGGUCUGUCUGUAAGCUUUUGACUGUCACCAGAGGAAGGUAGGCGUUACAGUUAUCGUCGAUUUAGGGAUCUCGCUAUAUGAGCAAGUUAACAUUUGCUAGAUAAUGAUUCAAUGCGCUACAUAUUGAUAGUUUUUAUUUUAAAUAAUGUUUCAAAAUAUGAUAAAAUAUUUUACUUUGAUUCUUAGAAAAUAAUCUUCAAAAUAAUCCUGUAGUAAUAAAAUUUGCGAGUUUUUGAAAAGAAUAUACUGGGUUUUAUUUAUUUGCUACUAUUUGCUUUAAAGAUUUCCUCAUAUCAUUGGCAAUUAAAUGAAGUUGCUAUGUACAUAAGAGAUAACUUAUAUCAUUCACUCAUUUAUAC